AUACGAGACACGAUGCGGUGCCUCCAGAAAAUACUUCUUCUCUCUUUCGUACUAGCACUGGGCAGUUCUUUCGUGGCUGCGGAAUACACCAAAUGGUCGGAUCUACCAGACUGCGCAAAAUCCUGCUUCCAAUUUGGUGUCGACAACACCAUCAUAGGCUGCGGCUUCUCGCUAAACUGCGACUGUGAUGACGGCAAGCCAGCCAGCCUGAUCAACACCUGUCUAUUGGCUUCGCCGCCAUGCGAUUCGAAUCCAAUCCACGAUGCGGUCGCCAGCUACGGCAACAAUGUUUUCUGCAAUGCAUCGAACCCAGACAGUGCUACGUAUGAGCUCGUGGAAGGAACCUACUCUUUGACGUUGGCUCUCUACACUCAGUACACCUUGACGGAGAGUCAAUCGACUUCAUUGUCUAUGACGGUUCAGGUA
This is a messenger RNA of Capronia coronata CBS 617.96, 426 nucleotides long. RefSeq lists its product as uncharacterized. The transcript is spliced from 2 exons. The annotation marks the transcript as partial. The record is from RefSeq and is a predicted model, not a curated record. Lineage: Eukaryota; Fungi; Ascomycota; Eurotiomycetes; Chaetothyriales; Herpotrichiellaceae.